Molecule: messenger RNA, 1162 nt
Organism: Arabidopsis arenosa
Lineage: Eukaryota; Viridiplantae; Streptophyta; Magnoliopsida; Brassicales; Brassicaceae
Source: the annotation of a GenBank genome assembly
AGCAAUCUAUAAAAUGACUUGUUGUUCAUAGUCAUAAGAAUAUCUAUCCUUUUAUUCUCGAUUUUCACCAAAAUAUAUAUCUGUUUUGAUCAAUUUUCCCAUGUCGAAUCAACAAUCAUCACAUCUCAUUUCAUUGCACAAAGAUGGUUUAUACCUUCUCAACCUCAACGGAACCACCUUGUCAAAACUUAACUUGCCGUUUACAUUACCGGACAAAACCGAACCGGCAUGUAUCCUUCAUUGUCGUGGAAUGAUGUGUCUGACUCUUAAAGACAACAAUGACCUAGCAAUUUGGAAACCAGGUUCGGAUGAAUUCAAGAGAAUACCAAUGGUUAUACGCAGCCAAACCACAAAUCUUUUGGGAUUUGGAUAUGACCGGAUUUCUGAUGAUUACAAGAUCGUGACGAUAAUUGGUUUCAAAACAUAUAUCUAUGCGUUCAAAGAAAGUUGUUGGAGAGAAAGUGUACGAGAAACUUCUCUUCAUUGCAAAUUCAAAGACCGGACCGGGACGGUUGUGGAUCAUUGUAUGUAUUGGAUAGCAGACAGGUCUCACACCAAAAACCCCCGUAGGAAAAACACCAUCCUGUGUUUCGAUUUCGCGAAGGAAGAGUACCAAGAGCUAUCAUCUCCGAUGUACGCGGAGUCGAAAUUCAGUUCAUGGUUAGGGGUUUUAAGAGGAGAGCUAUGUGUUAUCGAUCAUUACCCAUGUCUAAAUAAUGACAUUUGUCUAUGGCGCCCGCAAAGAAAAGGCAAGAAGAUCAUGCAUUGGAAUCUCGACCCGUGGACCGUGAAUGAAAAUGUUAAAGCGUUCAACAUUUUUAAUGUUAAAAGAUUCAAAAAAUUUGAUGUUGGUUUUGCGUGUAUAGCAAGAAACGAAGAACUCUUCAUAGUGGUGAAUGGUAAUGGAAAAGGAGAAGACAAGUUUAUGGUGUAUAACGAGAGGCAAGACGAGUUUACUGAAGUUCCAAUUGGUUGUUCUUUGGAAGGGUUUAGAUGUAUGAGUAUAUAUGACAAUCGUUUCUAGUUAUGUCAAGAUUAAGCAGAUAAUAGAUUGGUUCUAAAUAAUUAUAAGGAAAAAUUAGAAAUAUCUUAUGGUUAUUUCAUUCAAUUUGAAAAGAUAAAUUGUAUAUAUAUGAUCCUCUAAGAAAAUUAAUUUGUGUUG